Messenger RNA from Marchantia polymorpha subsp. ruderalis, 5082 nucleotides. NCBI's taxonomy places the organism in Eukaryota, Viridiplantae, Streptophyta, Marchantiopsida, Marchantiales, Marchantiaceae. The record is from the annotation of a GenBank genome assembly.
AAUCUAAAGAGAAGAUCUGAUGAUUAAGCUGCAAAUUUCUACGCGCUACACUUCGGAGGGUCUGUCUUCCCCGUGGGUGUUGAUGCAGCUAGAUUCGCAUUUUCUGCGUUCUCCCAGUCCAGCUAGAUUCGCAUUGUCCCCGUCCAAUUAGACCUGGAGUUUUACACAAGGCAGAGUGCUUCACAUCUUUAAUAUCUGCGAUUCCAUGCUUUCCAUGACGUUCUGAGACCACAUAGCUUCAUCUUUGUUACGAACCAGUUUUUUGGAUUUCAGAUUCACCUGCAGAGCUUCGAGCUUGUGCACUCAGUUGGGUCACCAGUGCAAAUCAACGAUCUCUCUCCUUUCGACUUCACAAUAGAGUGCAAGAACUGUCAUGUCCAGCAGUCUCAUGCACACGAGUUGUGAAACUGCGACGGGAAAUUAAUGCUCUUCGGGUGACGGGAAGUUAGUGCUCUUCGGGUGAGCCUGUCCUUGGGAUCGACGAGGAGGCCUCCUGUAGGCCAGGUGACAUUUCGCUCUCGCAUGCCAAGCAGCAAACGUUUCUUACUCUGUGCGAGUGGAGGAGAGAUUGGAAGGUGCAGGUGCGUCCAUAGUCAGUCACGCUGCUGAGACACGGGGAAUGGACUCUGCAGACGAGGAACCGGAGCUUCCCUUCGCUGUCCAGGACCUUAUAUGGCGUCUGGAAGGAAAAGGCGAGCCUAUGACGAGGCUUCCCUAUUUACGACAGCCAGAAUUGCGGGAGUACUUUCCGGAGCGGGCAUCGCUCUCGACGAUCACAGGGUGGCGAAGCAAAGUGCGCCUUCGAGUGCUGGAGGCAAUCGGCAACUGCAACACUCUUACACACCUAGACGUGGACGAUAUUUUCCACGGAGAUAUAUGGAUGUUGACGGCAAGCGAGAGGGAGGUAGUUCUCAGAGGAUUCAUGUCUAGCACCGUUAUAAAAGAGAUACGCCUUUACUUUUCCUCACGUCGGGAAGUUGAGAUGCCGAUUUCAGAUGAGGAAAGCUUUUGUUUACUGAUAGGGAGAAUUCUGAAUUCCUCUAGCGUACAAGUAUUGAAAAUACAAUUUUGCAAGUUGAGUGCCAGAUCUUUCUUGAAUCUCGCCUCAGGACUGCGAGGAAAUUCCGAUUCUAAACUCCAGUGUUUAGAGUUAUUUGACGCGUGGGAGGACUCGAGUGCCGUGAAGCAUGUGGCCGACAUGAUCAACAGUGCUCCUCGAUUAGAAACGUUGACGUUAAGCAAUAUGGGAGCCAUGGAGGAGGAGUACGUUGGAAUCCUGUCCCAGGCUUUGAUCGAGAGCACGUCAUUGAAACAAUUGUGGUUAGACCAGGUGGAGUGGGGAGCGGCCUUGUUGCUGAAAGCUUUGGCCGGAGAUGAUGGCAACCGAUCCAUUGAACGUCUUCGGCUGGAGAAUAUGUAUAGACUCGGAGGCUCUUUAAGGGAAGUUCUUACCUCCAGCCCAUCAUUGAAGGAAGUGAGGUUAUGGUGCGUAGAGAUGAGUCCUGAGGAAUGGCACCAGCUCGGCGAAGUCAUACGUGACCAGGCUAGAGCAACAUACUUUACCGUUCAGUUUCUUUCGUUUGAAUGGUUUGAAUGGGAGUCAAUAGAAGCUCUUGCGUGUGCUGCUAGCUCCGAAGUCAAGGACCCCGUAGUGGAGCUUGCACUCAAUCAUCCAAAUGAGGAUAAGUUAAUGUUAUCAGUAAACCUAUUAGGUAGGGUACUGCGCGGAGAAAUCAAAUCUCUGAAAUCUUUCACUAUAUGGGCGGGAUCGAUGAAGGGUACAUGGAUCCCGCCCAACCAACCGGAAAGUAUACUGUCGAUGAAUGGAAAAACUGGAGAAACUUCCGUCUUGAAGAGACUCGACUUAUUGCUUGGAAGCAAUGAUCUUUGCAAGGUACUACUGAAGGACCUGUUUUUGUGCCUGCGAGGGAACACAAGUCUCAUUCACUUGGAUUUUACUAAAUCUAAACUCGACGAAGAGACGUUUAGAGACCUGAUGGAGCUACUCCAAGUAAACUUGACUCUCCGGGAAAUAGAUGUCUCAUCCACCUCAUGGGCAAGGGAUGGAAAGGCUGCGCUGAUUGAUGAAGCAGUCAAGCAGAACCAGAAGCGAGCUGUCUACAUGUCCGUAUUCCGUGAAGCCAAAUUAACUUUUGGAGAUGCAAAAGCUGGUCGGCUCUUCAUAUGCGGCUCUCCUCUAGCAGGCAAGACUCAAUUACGUCAAACAUUGGUACACGGAAAAAAAUGGCUCAAAAAGCCAUGGGCCAAAUUCAAGAGGAGGACUGAAGGAAUGGAAGUGGAGUUUUUGCAAAACAAUGACAAAGGUCAAAUCUCAAUUUGGGAUCUUGCAGGACAAGAGAUUUUCCGUACCCUUCAAAGUGUGCUUUUCCCUCAAAGUAGUAAUUUUUGUGUUUUUCUAUUUGUGUAUAGCUCCUUCUGUCAGAAAACAUCUUUGAACAAACCAGAAGCUUGUUUUGAGAGAGAGUUGGAGGAAUGGUUGAGUUUCAUUGCAUCCAGCACUAGGGUUAUCGGACAUAAUCUUCCACAAGUUCUUGUUGUGAUUUCACACAAGGAUAAAGCUAUAGACAAUUCUUUGAGUUGGGCUAAGUUCAUAGUGAACAAGCUCACUAAAAGAUUUGCAAAAUUUGUGGAUCUCCACCCUAUUCAAGAGUGUUUUCAUGUGGAUGCUCGAAAAAAUAAGCAAGUUAUUACUCUCAAAAAUCACAUUUUUGAGAUCUUUGAGAAGUUGUUGAAGAAAAAAUCUCCACUAGUUCCCCAUUUGUGUUCUCAACUCUCGUCAUUCUUGGUUAAAAACACCAAGGACAAUAGAAGUUGCCCUCUCUGGUCAUCCCAAAAAUUUUGUAACUUCUGUGCUCCCCAUUUGACACAAUUUCUUCCAUCCUCUUCUGCUCAAGCCUUUGAUCAUUCAAGUAUACAAAAAUCAAUCACAUCCUAUUUGAAUGAUGUUGGAACCAUCAUUUCUAUUCCCUACCUGGAUCACAUUAUUGUAGAUCCAAAUUGGCUCACACAUACAUUAUUGGGUGAGCUUGUAGCUCUGGGUCAACACUUUCAAGCUCAAGAGUCUCAAUCUUUUGACAAAAGGAUAUCAAGUGACUCAUACGCAAGCAAGGACGGAUUUGUGAGUGAGAGAGACUUUGAUCGGUUGAUAGAGGAGUUUCUGAAAAAGCAACCACAUGGAAAGAGAUUACUGAAUAGAGAGCUGCUUGAAAACAUCCUUAUUAAUUUAGAUUUGUGUUUCAAGGUAGAAGAUACUUCUCAGUAUUUCAUUCCCUCCUUCAUACCCGAGCAUUCAAGCACUGAAGUACAGAAGUCUCAAGAAUUGGCUCACGUGGAGUCGAUGGCUUGGGAUUCCAGGGUUGAGACUUCAAAGUUUUUCGGCAUCCGGAUACAAUGCCAAGAUAGAAGAACAAUGUCACUGACCGCUGCUUUUUUCCCAUGCUUCCAGAUGUUCAUGAGACGGAAGUUGAUAUCGGAGAUGGGUGUUCCCAAGGAAACUAUUACCUGCUCUCGACAUUAUCUGGGAUUCUUUCUUGAUGGGCACAAGAUAUAUAUUGAGCAAGGAACGUCCCGCAAUUACGUGGAUGUUCUGAUGUUAUGCUCGGAUCAUAAGUCAAGGGAGUUGGCUAUUAAAUAUGUGAUGAAGCAUAUUGUCCAGCAGUUGAUAUCAUUUUGUGCAUCAACCAAAGGUUGUCCCGGGGUGGCGUUAGUGCUCGCUGUUAUCCAAACACGUUGCGUGGAGAUGUUGAUUCCGAGUCAUCUCAGAGGAGCCAUUCUGAUCGAGAAGCUCAAAUCAAACUUCAUUCGUGACAUCAAAGACAAACUUGAGGAUAUUCAGGCGGAUAAGUACAACUUGAUGAAGGAGGAAGAGUUGUUCAGCUAUGAGCACAUUUGGCCCUUGAUUCAAGGGCAUAUAACACAGGUUACAUUCGAAAGAGCGAGGGAGUUGCUGUGGGAGAGCGAGGUGGAAGCGGUUGUGAAUGAGAUCCGACAGAAGCAAAUGCAACAAUUGGAGUCAUUUGAGGAAGACCUUAGUGAACAAUUGGCGUCAUUGUUCGAGGGUUUAAACGAAGUGAACAAAGAUUUGAUUCAUUCUUACCUUGAAAAUGAGAACUUGGUUACCAAUGCAGAUUUUCCUGAUGUGAAAGACUCCAAUCAACCUUCAUCCAGUUGCUUAAGUCGGGUGAGCACAAGUGUGGAAAACCUUGAUACCCGACUUGUUUUGGAAAAGAUGGAUCAGGUAGAAAAAAAUCUAGCACAAAAGGUUGAUGGUGUUGAUGAGAGGUUGAGAUCAAUGCAGAGCAUUUUGCAGAGAUUGGAGAUGAAGGUGGAACAGAUACUCUCUCUGCAAAAAGAACUGCAGUCAACGCGGAGUGAUUUCAUGUCCAAAGUGGACAGGAUUCUUGAGUAUUCUCAAACGUUUCAACAUUCCACUACGCCCAAGCGACCUUACAUUACGAACAAUGUUGGCAUUUUCUAUAGGAUGAGUGCUACUUUGCAUACCGGAACAACCGUCCGCUUACACUUGAUGUGUGAGUCCGCAACUGGGUUUCAUCCCGUCAAAGAUCAAGAAGGUUUGAAGAUACGCUUGGAUUGGAAGGAUUGUGGGUGGAUUCAAAAAACUAUCGAAAUCUCAUUCAAAUUCAUGUAUUAUGCUGUGAAGGCUGGACUGGAUGUGACUUUCGGGUUGGGCCAAGCAAUUCCGGAGUGGGAAGAUUUGAAAUCUGAUAUUGUUAAGUUAGAUGGCAUUAGCGAUCGUGAUCGUAGUGCAGUUUCAAAAGUUGGGGAAAGCAAGGAGCUGAGAGAAGCAUGGUCGAGGAUUCAGCAAACUCUUGCGCCACAGCUUCGAGAUAGCUAUUCGGCAACCUUCAAGUUGUAUCAGGUGAAAUACGUGAGACAAGAACUAGGUGGGCAUGCAUGGGUGUGCGAGGAAUGCAUGAAUGAAGGUCUUAGAACAGGCAUUUUGUUAGGAAUUUGAAGACCUUAGAAUGUCAUGAUGCAAAUAACAAGCAUAUGUUCAGACACUCAUGCAAUGUGACGCUCUGCGUUGUGAGGCUCUUCCUU